CGCAAGGCGAAUUCGAUGGGGGAUGAUUUACCAGAUUGGAGAAAUAAGCUGGAACCUGUGUUUUUGGAAUUUGAGGAUGGUUGUGUUCCUGAGGAACAUUAUUAUCCGUGUAUAAGACGCCGUGAGGAUGAAGAGCCCAAGAUCUCGGCGGAAGAAGAGUAUUACCUCAUGGUGAAAGAAGUCGAGGAUUCCAAGGGUUUUGACAUCGAUUUCGCCAAGUUCCGCUGCGUUUUCAAUUACCGACCAGUUGAUCUCGAUGACAACGAGUUGGCUUUGGAACCAGAAACUACCAGAGAGUUUAUGGACAGACUGUGUCGGAAAUCCCUUGAGCAUUUCAAUGAAAUUCAUAGUACAAAAUAUGAAUUUGUCAGGUUUAUCAAAGCCAAUCAUCACGUCUCUGCUGGCAUGAUGUAUUUCAUUACCUUUGAAGGUAAGCUACUUUCCAAUGAUGAUGACUCAAAACAGUUCCAAGCUAAGCUCUGCUAUUGCGGUGGUACCCCCGAAAUCAUCUCAUGCGAACUCAAACCCUAGAGAAAAGUUCACUCCAUCGAAGCACCGGAGAAAGAAGAUCCCAAGAAACCAAGAUUGACACUUGAGCCAUCUAAUGUCAGUCUAAUACGGGUCUGAGUGGGUGAUCACACGCAAGCACUCUCGUGACAAUUGACCGUCUAGUUCUAUGAUGAUAAUGUAAACUUGAU
Molecule: messenger RNA, 698 nt
Organism: Arabidopsis thaliana (thale cress)
Lineage: Eukaryota; Viridiplantae; Streptophyta; Magnoliopsida; Brassicales; Brassicaceae
Product: Cystatin/monellin superfamily protein
Exons: 5
Coding region: 16-531 (171 amino acids)
Molecular function (GO): cysteine-type endopeptidase inhibitor activity
Source: RefSeq, marked reviewed